CGGCGGAGCCAUUUCCGACAGGGCGGCGGCGCGGGGCCGUGCGGGAUUGUUCGGGGCUGCGGGGCUCUGAGGGACCGCCUGAGGCCGAGGGACUGCGCGGAGCUGAGGAGCUGCGCGGAGCCGAGCGGGGCCGAGGGGCAGCGGGCCAUGGUGCCCAGCAAAGGCCGCCCCGGCCGGGGCCCGCGGGCCGCGCCCGCAGCGGUUAAUAAUUGUGGUCUCCAGCUGGUCAUCCAGACCUCGUCAAUACCAGAAAAAGCCAAACCAUUUGAAUUCAGGAUAAAUAAAGAACAGUCAUCUUUCCACAACAGACUUCUGCAGCAUGAUCUGGAAAGAAACUACUCAGGAAGACAAGAUAACACGAAUUUUGGGAGCAGUUCAUCAAUAACAUUUCCUGUAUUGCAACGUACUGCUGAAGAAAAAAUUCUGAACUCAGAUAGACUUACCCUGGAAAGGCAAAAACUGACAGUGUGCCCAAUUAUUGAUGGGGAAGAUCACCUUCGUCUUUUGAAUUUCCAGCAUAACUUUAUAACUCGUAUCCAAAAUAUUUCUAAUCUCCACCAUCUUGUUUUCUUAGAUUUAUAUGAUAAUCAGAUUGAAGAGAUAAGUGGGGUUUCAACUUUGAGAUCCCUGAGAGUCCUUCUGUUGGGAAAGAACAGAAUAAAGAAAAUUUCAAAUCUGGAGAACCUAAAAAACCUUGAUGUUUUAGAUCUUCAUGGAAAUCAGAUUGCCAAAAUAGAAAACAUCAGCCAUUUAAGUGAACUGAGAGUGUUAAACCUUGCCAGAAACCUGCUAACUGUUGUAGAAAACCUGAAUGGACUGGAUUCACUCACAGAGCUCAACCUCCGUCAUAAUCAAGUCUCUGCUAUAGUUUGUGUCCUCUGGUUUCAGGUUGGAGUAUGGCCACUGUUAGAUGUGGAUACUUUACCCUGUCUCCAGCGUCUCUUCCUCAGCUUCAACAAUAUAUCUAGUUUUGAGGAUAUUCUGUGCCUUGCUGAUUCCUCAUCCUUGUCAGAUAUCACCCUUGAUGGCAAUCCAAUAGCUCAGGAGACAUGGUACAAACACACUGUUCUCCAUCAUAUGAUGCAGCUCCGACAGCUAGAUAUGAAGAGAAUCACAGAAGAAGAAAGACGUAUGGCAUCUAUUGCAGCAAGGAAAGAGGAAGAAAGGAAGCGUGAAAGCCAUAGACAGACCUUGCUUAAGGAAAAGAAGCGGUUAACGAUUGGUAACAUUGCUCGGCAAUGGGAGAUCCAGCAGAACCGAACUGCUCUUGAGGCUUCUUUAAACAAAGAUAAAGAAAAUGAGCCCUGCCAGAUCAAUGGCAGUGCUGCAUAUGUAUUUCCUGAAGAAAGCAGAUCUCUUGAUACAAUCCUGAGCAGUGCAGUACAAGGCUUGUCUGUUCUAGAGUCUCAUUUAGUGGAAGUGGAAGGAGACACUCUUGGCUUGUAUGGUGCUGGAGCACUGGAGUGCCUGGAUCGAAACUGGAGUGUUCAAACAGCUGGCAUUAUUGCCACAGUCUCCUUUAUGUUCAUAGAAUUUGAUGAAAUUGUUCAAGUAUUAGCAAAACUGAAGACAAAAUUUCCUAAUUGUGUGCACCUGAAGUUUAAGGAGACAAAUCUUGUGGCGCUGCAGCAGUUCAAUGCAUUGGCUGAAAUGCAUCGCAUGGAACAGUUGACAGUUGAUCCUCAGGGAAAUCCAGUUGUCAACUUAACUUUGUGGAAAUACUAUGUUCUGUUCAGACUGAACCAUUUUAAUCUACAGAAGAUAAAUGGAGUGAAGGUUACUGAAAAUGAUAUUUUAAAGGCAGAAAGGCUCUUUGGCAUUCUGGCAUAUGUGGCAUCUUCAGAGUUGCCACAUUAUCGCAUGCUUUCAUUAUUUGGAGAAUCCAGGAGGAAGCAAUUCCAUUAUCUGCUGGAGGGAAAGGGAAAGAAAUCUGGGGUUGGGAGUGAGGAAAGUAGUGAUACCAGAAGAAGCGGAGGGGAAAGCACAGCUCGAGCAACGUUGAAUUACAUGACAAAGGAUUUUCAUAUGGAAAAGCUUGAGGAAAUCAAAGAAAGAAAAACAUUUUGUCAGACAUACAUUGAGAGCUUAGUGGAAGAAGCAGCUGACAUCAAUAUGAAAAAUGAGUCGUUGCAGAAGCUCUGGCCUCAGAUGUUCAUUGAACUUGUCAGAGAUGCAGUGAUAGAAAUACGCAAUAAAAACUCCUACAUGAAGCUCUGCCUUCAGCGGAUCAUGGAUCAGAAAGAGUAGAGUCGAGGCGCGCUGUCUUGCAGGCUUUUGGUUCACUAUUCUCUCAUGUUUUACAAACAUAAACCAAUAGAAUAUAAAAUUAUCAUCACUAGGGCAUACUUCACUUCCUCCCCCAAAGGGAUGCCUUUAAAUCUUAAUUAACUCUUAAUAAUUUCAAGGUAAAAGUUUACUUUCAUACUGCUUUACCAAUGCUUCCUUGGCUAACUAAAGUGAUAACACUGAAAUGACUUGGUGAUUUUUUUUGCUAGGUUUUGUUUAUUUUUUUCUGCUACCCUUGAUUCUGUAGUACUACAGCAUUGAUUUUUAAAGAAAAAAUCAAUUUACAAAGCUCGCCUUAUUUUUAUUGAAUACUUCUCAAUUGUCACUUUUUUGACUGCUGCUGUUUAAAAAACCCAAGAGGAGUAGCUAAUUUUUUAUGAUCAGAAGCUAAUAAAUUAUUUUUACACCCUGAACUCCAUGAAGACUUAUUAUUCUUGUUUAAUUUGUCAUUUAUAGAACACUUUUUCACAUGAGAGUGCUCAGAAUAUUGACAUUUAAUCAGCCUAAUUCUCAACUGAACAAAUUGCCCAAACUUAAUUUCAAUUUUUUUUCAUUAAUAUUACUGAUAAGGUUGUGUGAAUCAUUAUAGGUAAAAUAUUAUUCCAAGAUAUACUGACUUGAGCUUUAUUUUUAUUUUGUUAAAAUAUAUUAAUAUAAUUUAUUUUGUUUCUUGAUUACUAACUUAUUUACUUCUGAGGUUUGCCAAGAUUAAAUGAGCUAAACUGCAUGCAUUACAUUUGGUAGGGAAACUUAUAAAUACUAUUCAGAUGUAAUUCAUUUCUGUGACUAUGUGAAAAUUUCAUAUUAUCAAUAAAAAUAAAUUCUCCACUUUUACCUUUCA
Molecule: messenger RNA, 3127 nt
Organism: Poecile atricapillus (Black-capped chickadee)
Lineage: Eukaryota; Metazoa; Chordata; Aves; Passeriformes; Paridae
Gene: LRRC49
Product: leucine rich repeat containing 49
Exons: 17
Coding region: 148-2247 (699 amino acids)
Molecular function (GO): protein binding
Source: RefSeq, a predicted model, not a curated record